CGCCCGGCCCCGCACCUGCCCCCGGGGCCGCCCCGCCGGAGUCGGGCCGAGCCGCCGCGGGAGCUGCUGCCGGAGCGCCCGCCAUGGGCGUGGGCUAUGGGGGGAUGCGCUGCAUCAAGAUCCUGCUCUUCAUCUUCAACCUGACCUUCUGGCUGGCAGGACUGGCUGUCAUUGCCUUCGGGCUGUGGCUGCGGUUUGGUGGGCCCAUGGCAGAGUUUGCUACAGACAAAAAGUCCCCGGAACUUUUCUUCAUGGGACUCUAUGUACUGGUGGGAGCAGGGGCCAUCAUGUCAGCAGUUGGAUUUUUCGGGUGCUGUGGAGCAGCACGGGAGUCCCAGUGCUUAAUUGGAACAUUCUUUGCUUGCCUGUUGGUGAUAUUUGCAGGUGAGGUCACUGCUGGAGUAUUUGCCUUCAUAGGCAAGAAAGUGGCAAUACAGGAAGCCCAGAAAAUCUAUGAAGAUGUUUAUGAGGACUACAUGAAAAACCCAGUGGGGAAGGUCAACAGUACCAUCUAUCGCUACCACAUGGCUCUCCAGUGCUGUGGUAAAGGUAAUGUGGAACAGCAAACAGGAUUACCCUGUCCAGAGAACAUCCAGCUGCCAAAGAACUGCCUGGUUGAAAUUCAGAAUGUAAUUGAUACUCAGCUGCGCUUAGUUGGAAUUGUUGGAAUUGCAAUUGCUAGCAUCACAAUCUUUGGCAUGAUAUUCAGCAUGGUUCUGUGCUGUACGAUCCGUAACAUGAGAGAAAUGAUCUAAAACUGUCACUGCACAACUAUGCCCCAGGAGUUCCAGACUAAGCUUACAAGAAGUGCUCUUCUACCCAAUUUAAUAAUUGUAAUGCAUUUUAAUCAGUGUUUUAACAUACUGAGAGGAAAAUAUCCCAUUAGGUGAUCAGGUGAAUUGUAUUAGUUACAGUAAAACUGAAGUGAACAAAAAAAGGGGUUUAAAAUGUCCUUUUUAAUGAAAAAAAAGAGCAAAGGUGCAUCUAAGACUAAUUUGAUUUAAAAUGUUUGUAUAUGUGCAAUUAAGAGUUUACACAUGUAUAGACUUUGUGUAAGCACAUGCAUGUGUUUCCCUACAAACACAUCUGGAUGUGAGCAGGUCUCUGGAUGGGCAGUACCUGUCCAGGUAAAUAUCUGCAGAUGGAACAUGUUGUGUGUGCACAUCCCCCAGGGACACAGUGCUCAGAACCCUCUCACACUGAGCCCCUGUUUGCCAAGAGGGACAAAUGCCAUUGUAAAAAGUAAAACCUAUGAUCCAUUUUGUGACUUUAUUUUCCAAAGCCCAAACAGAGCAGAACUAAUAAAAUUGUACUUUAUUUUAGAAACAAUUAAUGACUAAGGGCCUACUCCAGGAAACUUGAAGAGUAGACCCACUCACAUCACUGUCAUGCAGAGACUAGGUAUUUAUUUUUUGUAGGACUGGACCCUUCAUGCAAAUGCAGAAAGCUCUGGGGGAGAAAACAUGUCCAAGGAGAUCCAGGCUAAAGGAAGAGGGGGAAAGAGGUGGGAAGCUGGCAAGACCAGCAGUCAUUUGGGACCAACUGCAGUGCAAAGUGUGCUUAAGCUUCCCAAACUAGGCUGAGAUAGACCAAAAAAACCAACUGUGAGUUCAAGGGGCCACUAAAAUCCACAUUCAGCAGCCCUUUUGUCCCAAAAACCUCACUGUGGCUACGAACUGGUGCAGGAGUGGAGCCUAGGUCCAGAAAAGCAGCCACUUUGUCAGAUCUCUCGAGAAUCUAACUGGCCUGUGGAAGCCAAACAAAGAGCGAAAGCGGUCAGAAAAAGACACACAGCACUUUAAAAUCCUCAGUUUCUGCUUCUGUGACUAUCACAGCUUCCACGGGGCUCUUACCUCAACCUCUCGUCCCUUCCUGGGGGCAGAAGGCAGGAAAGAAAGAUGGGACAUUUUUACAGAGCCAUGAAGUAAGUUUUCUUACUGGCACUUUUAGAUUGCUUGUCAGGUAUAAAAAUUACACUGUGUGCUUGAAAUACCUCAGGGCUUGCGUUUACAUAGUUUUUUUUCCUAUAUUUUAAUUUUUCUAUUUGUCAUAUUUAUUCAUAAGAGAAUGUUCCUUUUGAACCAGCCUAGAAAGGAGAAAGGUUGUUCCAAGAAAAAUACGUCAUAUCAAAGGCUCAGGAUCUCCUUAUUUUUUGCUUACACAAGAUAAUUCACAGUUUCAGAGAACAGCUUUUUGCUAACUACACCCCCAUAGCAGCAGGUAUCUGGUGAUCACCAGUUCAGAUUCCUGAUGCAGUUGUUCCAUACAUGCUGGGGAGAAGUUCAGUUAAACUACACAUUCCAACAGACCAUUGUCUAAGAGGCCUUGGAAUUUUCAAGUCAUGGGGUCCUUGUUCCACUGAAACACAGUGGAACAAAAUGGGAUUUCAGGAAAUGUGCGUAUUUUAGUGCAUAUGUCUGUGUGGGAUAUACCACCCUUUAUCUAUUAUUUAUUUAUCUCUUACUCCCCAGAGAAAUUCAAACUCCCAUCAGUUUUCUGUCACUUCAGGACUUGGGGUAGUGCUGCUGCUCCAAGUCUCUGGUUUAGUUGAACAUCUUGCUGUCUUUUACAUGGAUUUCUCUUUUCCAAUCGUCCAACCACGAGCUGUGGCACUGCACUAAGAGCUGGGCACGGCAGGCACUGCUGACUGAGCCGUGUCCAGGCUGAGCUUUAGGCUGGCAGGGACACAGGAAAUCACACACCAGAAAAGAGUGAGGCUUGUGUCACUCUGUCACAGCUGAUUAGCUAUGGAUGUUAAUUAAAAACAGGGUCUGGGACCUCAUUCUGCAAGAACCAGCACAGGAAACAGGGCCCUGAUAUGCUGCUCUCUUUAGACAGGAUCAGCUGGGAGAACAGCAGUGGCAGCAAAUCCAUGAGGGUCUCAAGCUGAACCUUAGAAACCAGUUUAACACAGCAGCCAGCAAAGCAAUUUCCUGGCUCCCAGGUGUACCUGAGACUGUCCCUACAAUGGUUGUGCUCUGAAGAGAUGAUGGGGUAGUGCCCAGCUGGGGUGUGUUGUCCCAAGGUAGUACUGGCAGAAAGAAGAAACUCUUGUAGAGUGCCAUUUUUGUCACUCAGAACAAGCCAGUUUUCCAGGAAAAUCUGUAAAAAUAGCACCAGAGCCAGUGGUUCAGGUUCCAAGACUGUUGUCCUACAGGGAUAGAAACUGAUUGCAAAUAAAGCCAUUUCCUUGUGUUACAUUCCCCCUCAUAAUGACAGUAUUCUAUGCAUUUUAAACACAUCUACACACUCCUCAAAUUCAUAGCACCAGAAUGUAAUGACAGGACCAGUGUUUAUCUUUUUAUUUAUUAUGUCUUGAGUAAGUUGGAAGAUGCCCACUCCUGCCUUGAGAUGCACUGAAUGCCAAGGCAGCUUGCAGAACCUGCUGUUGCUUCCCCAGCCCUCCACUCCCCCAGAAAUACAAAACCACCCCAGUGCCUUAGGAAAAUGGGAAAAAGUGGUAGGAAAAAACCUUCUAUAAAUUCAGACUCGACCCACCAACUUUCUGCAGAAGUGUUUUGGGUUUGUGAUUUGUUUUUUUCUUCCUCUAAAGAAAGCAUUACUUUUCUGAGCAUUCCUGCAUAAGCUCUAGGGUUGCAGUUAUUUAGGUCUAGGGGAUACUUGCACUGCACACCAGGAACAGGACAAUACCUGUUACUGGUUUAGUUAUCUAAGUUGUUGGUAUAAAUUAAGCUGGAAAUCAACAUGUUAUUCAUAUACUAGUGCCUUUAACGGAAUCCAGGGAUAAAGGUCUUUUGUAGUUUCCUGCUGUUGUGAGGUGCUUAAUACAAUUGCAGUUUUCUCUGCAUCUUAGUAACUGAAGGUAUUUUUUCAGUUACUGCCACAUCAGGCAGCAAAAAUACUCAUUUAUUCUGUCCCUUGCACCUGUGUCAGAGGAAAGUGACAAAAGAUCGGAUCUCUCCAGGUAAUACAAUUUUGAAAGCACAUCACACCAUGUUUUCUUGUUCUCCUGUCAGUUUGUUCUACAGCAUAAAGAUGUAAGUCAUUGAUGCCCUUACUGUGUCUCUAAACAUCCUUAUUCACAUUUCACAUUGUCUAAUUUUUCUAAGUUACUGAUUUCAGUGGGAGCUUCCUUUGUCACAGAGAAACCUCAGCCAGUUUUGGUACCUCUCAGAAAUCACACAGCAGCUGAUGAAGCUCAGCCCUGUCACAUCCCUAUAAUGAAGUCAUAUUUCACUUGUGUUGAUACUGAUAGUUUUAUAACAAAAUAUGUUUCAUGUGUCUUGAAAAGGAAAUUGUCUUAAGCCCUCAAAUGCUGUAUGGUACAGCCUUUGCAGGCGAUGGAUUAACAGCAUCAGAUGCUGUUCAUAGAAAAUGUACAUAAAUAAAGCUUUUCAAUCUUUUUCCUCUCUAUUGGUGCUCCAGCCACGAGGUUCUCCAAAACACUAACCACUUCCUGGAUAAUGUGUAUGGUACAGCAUAAAUUCUGAUUUUGGACAGAACUGGCGUUUAGGUUCGUGCUGCCGAGCCUGUGGCAGAAUUACCUCUUGCUUUGAAAGAAAACAAACUUAACUCUGUGGCUGAAAUUAGCUUUCACUUCCCUAUGAUGUGUUCCGAAGUGGCGUUUUACCGACUUUGUGUCUCGAAUUUGAAACAACUUCCUAAUAAAAAUAACCUGGAAUAAA
Taeniopygia guttata (zebra finch) is the source of this 4646-nucleotide messenger RNA. It is a transcript of the gene TSPAN2, whose product is annotated as tetraspanin 2. The record is from RefSeq and is a predicted model, not a curated record. Lineage: Eukaryota; Metazoa; Chordata; Aves; Passeriformes; Estrildidae. Gene Ontology annotation, cellular component: plasma membrane.